CCUCCCCCCCUCCCUUGCCGUUCGCCCGCUGGUCGGCCCGCCAGGCUGAUUCUGCGAGCGCCCGGCAGGCUGAGGGAGCAAGAGAGAGAGAGAAAGAGAGAGAAAGAGAGAGAGGAGGGAGGAGGAAUCAGGGAGUAGAGCUGGGGAGCCCUGCCGCGCCACAGAUGUCUUGGACUGCAGUGACUCCAAAUUCCAUAAUCUUUCCAAUUUUCCCAUCUACUAAAAAAUUUUAAUGGCUUGGUGAAGAUAGGAAAACUGUCAAGAAGGUUGAAGGAGUAUCAUAUUUUCAAGGGUACAAUCCAUCCCGUUGGGGAAGCCAAUAAGAGACCUGAACUUGAGGCACCUGGUCACAAUGAAUGUAGUCAAGAAGUAGAGAGUGGUUUUUACUUUCGGCAACUGUGUCCAGUUUUCACAAUGUUUCAGUCCUUGUCUGAAACUCGACAUCCUCUGCAACCAGAAGAACAGGAAGUUGGCAUUGACCCCUUGUUGAGUUACUCACAUAAGUCUGGAGGCGAUUCAAAUAAAAAUGGAAGAAGAACAAGUCCCACCAUAGACUCUGAGGGGACUGUUACUUCAUAUAGGAAAGAAUGGGAAGAGCUAUUUGUAAACAACAAUUACUGGGCAACAAUAAGGCAGAAGGGGAUCAAUGGGCAGCUGAGAAGCAGCAGGUUCCGAAGCAUUUGCUGGAAGCUCUUUCUUUGUGUUCUUCCUCAAGAUAAAAGUCAAUGGAUAAGUAAAAUCAAAGAAUUAAGAACAUGGUAUGAAAACAUUAAAGAAAUACACAUCACAAAUCCAAGGAAAGUUGUUGGUCAACAGGAUUUGAUGAUCAACAAUCCCCUGUCUCAAGAUGAAGGGAGUCUUUGGAACAAAUUCUUUCAAGAUAAAGAACUGCGAUCAAUGAUUGAACAAGAUGUCAAAAGAACGUUUCCUGAAAUGCAGUUUUUCCAACAAGAAAAUGUGAGAAAAAUUCUUACAGAUGUUCUUUUCUGUUAUGCUAGAGAAAAUGAGCAGCUGCUUUAUAAACAGGGUAUGCACGAGCUGCUAGCACCUAUCAUCUUCACCCUUCACUGUGACCACCAAGCUUUUCUACAUGCUAGUGAGUCUGCGCAGCCCAGUGAGGAAAUGAAAACUCUCUUGAACCCUGAAUAUCUGGAGCAUGAUGCCUAUGCAAUGUUCUCACAGCUUAUGGAAACUGCUGAACCUUGGUUUUCUACUUUUGAGCAUGACGGUCAGAAGGGAAAAGAAACUCUGAUGACUCCCAUCCCCUUUGCUAGACCACAAGAUUUAGGACCAACAAUUGCCAUUGUUACUAAAGUCAACCAGAUCCAGGAUCAUCUGCUGAAGAAGCAUGACAUUGAACUCUACAUGCAUUUGAACCGACUAGAAAUUGCACCACAGAUAUAUGGGUUACGUUGGGUACGGCUGCUGUUUGGGAGAGAGUUCCCUCUGCAGGAUCUCCUGGUGGUCUGGGAUGCCUUGUUUGCCGACGGCCUCAGCCUGAGCUUAGUUGACUAUGUCUUCAUAGCAAUGUUACUCUACAUUCGAGAUGCUUUGAUUUCUAGUAACUACCAGACCUGUCUCGGACUUCUGAUGCAUUAUCCACUCAUCGGGGAUGUGCACUCACUGAUUCUUAAGGCUCUGUUUCUUAGAGACCCAAAGAAAAAUCCAAGGCCAGUGACUUACCAGUUCCAUCCCAACCUAGAUUAUUACAAAGCACGGGGAGCUGACUUUAUGAAUAAAAGCAGGACCAAUGUCAAAGGUGCUCCCCUGAAUAUAAAUAAGGUCUCCAAUAGCCUGAUUAACUUUGGAAGAAAGUUAAUUUCUCCAGCAAUGGCUCCAGGCAGUAUGGGGGGCCCUGCACCUGGGAAUACCAGCAGCAGCUCUUCCUCUGCUACCGUUCCCACCAGGACCUCUGCUGAAGCCCCCAGGCAUCAACUGCAGCAGCAGCAAAGGCUAAUGAAAUCUGAAAGUAUGCCCGUGCAAUUGAACAAAGGCGAUAUAGUUACAGGAAGCGAAGCUCAGGUUUCUGUUCCUGUCCAGGCUCUAACUGACCUCCAAGGGCAAAGUUCUAAAACCAUCAGUUCAUCUCCAAGCAUUGAGAGUUUGCCUGGGGGAAGAGAAUCCACUGGCUCCCCACCUUUAUCGGCAACUAAAAAAGAUUCCUUUUUUAGCAGUAUCUCACGUUCCCGCUCACACAGCAAAACCAUGGGCAGAAAAGAAUCUGAAGAAGAAUUAGAAGCCCAAAUUUCCUUCCUUCAGGGACAGUUGAAUGACUUGGAUGCCAUGUGCAAGUACUGUGCAAAGGUGAUGGACACGCAUCUUGUAAAUAUUCAAGAUGUGGUAUUACAAGAAAAUUUGGAAAAAGAAGAUCUAAUUCUGGUUUCCUUGGCAGGAUUAAAGCAGAUCAAAGACAUUCUUAAAGGUUCCCUGCGCUUCAACCAGAGCCACCUGGAGGCUGAGGAAAAUGAGCAGAUCACCAUCGCUGAUAACCAUUAUUGUUCCAGUGGCCAGGACCAGAGCAACCAAGUUCCUGGGGCCACCAAGCAGGCCUCUUCAGAAAUGCCAGGGCACCGAGGUGGCGGAACUUCAGAUGAUUUCAUCCUGGUUUCCAAAGAAGAGGAAGGGGGCAAUGCCAAGGGACCUUUCUCAGGCCAAGCUCAGCCUCUUCGCACCCUCAGAAGCACAUCUGGAAAGAGCCAGGCCCCAGUCUGCUCCCCAAUGACAUUCUCAGAUCCACUGAUGGGCCCAGCCUCAGCUUCUUCCAGCAACCCCAGCUCUAGCCCUGAUGAUGACAGCAGCAAGGACUCUGGCUUCACCAUUGUGAGCCCCCUAGAUAUCUGACCACAGGGACCCCACAGGCUCUCCAAACUAUAAGGACCCUGCUGAACCAAUAUCUCUUUCCCAGCAUGCAUUGACAUUGGUACAGCCUUUGGAACCCUUUAGAAAGAUGCAAACAUGGCCAUAAGUGCACUGUGUUUUCCAAAACACAGUUUUCUAGGCCCUAACCCGACCCACAUGACCCUUGCUCUGACUUAGUGCGAGGUCAGAUAAGCAGCACCACACCCACUGUCAAAAAGACCAGACCAUAGCCACUCUUCCUCCAUCUCCUCCUCCCCAGCUAUCAGCUACAUUUAGGAGGAUGAGGUAUUGGUUUCGAGUCUUUUGUCAACCCCAGGAGAAUUAGUUGAUAGCAGGGAAGUGACUCUGUGGGCAUCUAGCUCAGCCAGCCUCUCACUCCUCCUUGGGAAGCCAUCCCACAGAGUCAGCAGCCACAGGGGGACAGUGAGUGGCUCCCGGGGCUGGAGUCAGAUGGGCUUGAGAACUAGGGUCUGCUUUGAUGUGAAAAUAGUCCCAAGCCUCAGGCAGAAUAAACUUCAGCCACUUAAACAACUGUAUUUACCUUUUAGAACCCCCACAGCCAGAACAAAGUCACUUUAAGCCAGUCUUUGCUGCACUGAUUUUAAAAGUUGCAAGACUAACUGUCCUUGAACUGGAAAAUGUGGCCCUAGCUCUAAGAUCAGUUUUCUGAUCAAGUUUCAGGACUGCACUUCUGUUAAAUGAGGCACAUGGGAGAGACCCAUCCAGAGUCAGACUCCAUACUGGCCCUCAGCAAGGACAGGGGAUUGGAGCCUCCCCUUUGGGAACAAGCUUCCUAGAGAACAUUCCAAUUGCCAAGAGGAUGCAGAGCUCCUACUCAACCUUCCCCCUUCUGGGUGGAGUGGGCCCUGAGCCUAGCUGUGAGCCCUGUAUCCAGGCAACACUUCCUGGACAAGCCUACCUGCCCUGUGGCCCCUGCCCCGGCUGAGAACAGCUGAGACACCAUGUCCUCCAUUGGGAGCAUACAGCGCCAUACCAGACACAGAGCAUCCAGUGGCCAUGUAUCCUUCAAGGAGAAGGGCCCUGGGGAGACACCAGUGGCAUGGCAGGUACCCUGCUAGGGACAGUGGGGACUGCUGAAAAACACAGGGCUUGUUACACUGUCCUCCUGUGCCUCACCUCAGAGGACAGCAGGGCCUUCGGACGGUGUUCACUGCUAAUAAGGUAUAGCCCUAAAGACAAAUAUGCCCACUCCAUUGCCAAGAAAACGGAGGUAAGUAGAGUCAGCUACCACAGAAGGCUUCUCCUAGCUCUGCCUGGAUAACAGGGCCAGCUGACUGGCCACGAUGGCAAGGCUUGGCCUGUACCUGAUGAACCCUCUGGCCCCUGGCUGACUGGUCCCUUCGGGACUCUGAGGAGGCUGCUGCUAUGUCCUGUGAUGGCACUUUGUAAAGUCCAGAGCCUUCACAGGACAAACAGCCUUACCCUGAGAAGAGUUGCCAUGGACUCAUCCUGCUAGGCCUAGAACAGUCCUGGCCAUGCUGUGCCACUGUCCUGUACACACCCCAGGCAUCUCCUUUGCCUCCAGAGCUAGAGCCAUAGCUGAGUGUUACCAGCCACCCACCAGGCCAGGAAAAUUGUAUGUAGGCUGGUGCCCUGCCAUUGGUUGGGCAUUUAAUAGUCCCUCAAACUGCCGGCCCCUGGUAGGGUCCCCUUGCCCUGUGUUUGUGUUGGUGUCCUGUGAGAGCCCAUGGGUUCAUACAAAGGUAAUGCUUCUGUUGUUCCUGGUCAGCCCACUCAGAAGAAAGGGAGUGGGGUAUGUGCCCCAGCCUCCAACCCCCACAGUCCCCGGGCUUGCAGCCUCACAACAGUCACUCUUCCUUGUUGAGCACUGUUUGCAUUUCUGUUAGCUACACUGCUGUGGGGAGUGUUCCUUCCAUCUCAUUAUUUUAUCAGGUACUUACGUUUACGUGCACAUUUAAAAAAAUCCUCUAUAUGAAACCUUCAACCACAUGGUAAUCAGUGAAAUGCCUCACAUUCUAUUAGCAGUUAAAUACAUUUUUAUAUAUGCUAUGCUUAGAUUAAGCCCCAUUGCCAUCUACAUUUUUAUACACAUCCCUCUGUGUUUAUGCAUUCCUCUCUGAUCAGACUGGGAAUCUUGAGUCAAACCUACCUGCAUAUUACAUAUGAGUUACAGACCUGCCUUAUCUUACUGGUGUGCUAAGGUCAUGGGACACUAUAAACACUUAACCAUGCUGGCUUAGUCUGGAUGACCUCCUUAUGUUCACCCUAACUGCAACUGGGAAAGAAAUAACUGCACUGCAGAAUGAAUGUGACUCUAAAAGUGACUCACAUCCUCUCGUAGCCCAAGGGUGGGGACUGCACUGGGCAGGAAUGCCAGAGAAGCCAAACAAAUGCCAAACUCUAAUCACAACCUGCCACAGCUGAUGCAAAUUUCUUUUUCAUAUUUUAAGAAGCUCCCCCAAUGGUCAUUAAGAACAAAAGUAAGAAGCACUUAUGUCCCAGCAUGCCCGGUGGCUAACCAGUGAGCCCUCAGUCAGUUCUGGCUCCCGCCUCUCCCCAGAGGGACGAUGGGGGGGUUGCUCACACACCAGAGCUGCAGGGCAUGGGAGCCUGGAGAUGAGAAUGUGAGGUUGUGACCACAGAGAGCAGUGGCUAGCAAGCCAAACUUCCCAAAAGACCAAAGGGCUUCCUUAGCAUUAGGCUCGAAAACUUACCGUCUUGUUGAAAAGAAGUGUCAAAUUCGUGUACCCCGGCUUGUGGCCAUGUUGGGGUAAAAGGUGUAGCAACUUUGUUCCCAAGGCACAGCUCCUCUGGGUAACAGAACCCACCCUCGGCAGUGCCACUGAUGUUACUUCUCCCUCCACCCCCAUGCUGUAGCUCCUACUGAUAGAGGAAAUGAUUCUUCCUCUGGACAGAGCAGCCCCACUCAGUGUGGUUCUAAUAAAGGACUAACAUGAA
Nannospalax galili (Upper Galilee mountains blind mole rat) is the source of this 5799-nucleotide messenger RNA. RefSeq names its product TBC1 domain family member 5 (gene Tbc1d5). Lineage: Eukaryota; Metazoa; Chordata; Mammalia; Rodentia; Spalacidae. The transcript has 25 exons. The record is from RefSeq and is a predicted model, not a curated record. Gene Ontology annotation, molecular function: GTPase activator activity. Gene Ontology annotation, biological process: activation of GTPase activity. The coding region runs from base 415 to 2841 and encodes 808 amino acids.